GGCACUUGGCAGCCAUAAGUCAUGGCCACUACAACUUCUCUGCUUCCCAAAUCCUUCCCACCAUUUCUCACCAACGCACCUUCAUUCCCCUCAACCCUUUUCACUAAGCUCUCGUCUUUCAACGCACAGGACCACCCCCAUUGCACAAAAAGGCCUAACCUUCAAACAAAUGCCAAGAAGAAGAACCCCUGGCUCGACCCUUUUGAUGAUGGGGAGGACCCUGACAUGGAGUACGGAUCCCUCUUCGCGGACGGGAAGCAGGACGAGGAUGAUAGGCCACCCGAAAACCCGGAUAAUCCAUACGGGUUCUUGAAGUUCCCAAUGGGGUACAGUGUGGAAGUGGCAUCACUGGCAUUGAAAGUGAGGGGGGAUGUUAGGAGGUGCUGCUGUGUGGUUUCUGGUGGUGUGUAUGAGAAUUUGCUGUUUUUUCCGGUAAUUCAGUUGCUUAAGGACCGGUAUCCCGGCGUGCAAGUGGAUGCGGUGACUUCUGCUAGAGGGAAGCAAGCUUAUGAGUUGAAUAAGAAUGUGAGAUGGGCUGACGUGUAUGAUCCUGAUGAUCAUUUUCCUGAGCCUGCUGAGUAUACUGACAUGGUUGGACUCCUUAAGAGUAGGUACUAUGACAUGAUCUUAUCAACCAAGCUAGCAGGUCUCGGCCAUGGAAUAUUUUUGUUCAUGACAACAGCCAGAGAGAGGGUGAGCUACAUUUAUCCAAAUGUAAACGCUGCAGGAGCUGGAUUGUUUCUAUCUGAAACAUUUAGACCGAAUGGUAUGAAUCUCGCUGAAGGCGGGUAUAACAUGUAUCACCAGAUGGUGGAUUGGUUGGGGAGACCAGUGCGGGAUGUGCCACGACAAGCUUUGCCCCCGCUUAAAAUAUCAAUUUCAAAGAAGCUAAAGCAGACUGUAGAGUCAAAAUACAAGAAAGCAGGUGUAGAUAAAGGAAAGUAUAUUGUGAUUCACGGCUUGGAGUCGGAUUCAAAAGCCUCGAUGCAGUCUAAGGGGGAUAGUGAUAGCUUGCUACCCAUCAAAACUUGGGCUGCAAUAGUCCGCAGUAUAAGGGAAUUUAGGCCAGUUUUUGUCAUUCCACAUGAGAAGGAAAGGGAAAAUGUGGAGGAAAUAGUUGGAGAAGAUACCAGCAUUGUGUUCAUAACAACCCCUGGGCAGCUUGCCGCUCUUAUCAAUGACUCGGCUGGUGUGAUAACUACAAAUACCGCAGCUAUCCAACUGGCAAAUGCACGCCAAAAACCCUGCAUUGCAUUAUUUGGCUCUGCAGAGAAGGGGAAACUAUUCAUUCCCAACGCAGAGGAGAAGAACUGUGUUAUUGUUUCAUCCAAGACAAAAAAGUUGAAGGACAUUGACACUGAAGCUGUUAAAAAUGCACUUCCAAUUUUCAAUGUGUCCCUAGCUCUAGUCUAAAAAGGGGUUAAAGCUCACCCUGAUUAGUGAUUUAAUUACUUUUGUUCUUGUUGUAUUAAUACGUUAUCUUCACCCCAGUUUGUAUAGCAGACCAUUAAGCCAAUGUUGAUUAAUAAAAUCAGGAUAUAUUUUUUCUGC
This is a messenger RNA of Pyrus x bretschneideri (Chinese white pear), 1551 nucleotides long. RefSeq lists its product as uncharacterized. Gene Ontology annotation, biological process: photosynthetic electron transport in photosystem I. The record is from RefSeq and is marked predicted. NCBI's taxonomy places the organism in Eukaryota, Viridiplantae, Streptophyta, Magnoliopsida, Rosales, Rosaceae. Gene Ontology annotation, cellular component: NAD(P)H dehydrogenase complex (plastoquinone); chloroplast. Gene Ontology annotation, molecular function: glycosyltransferase activity.